AUGAGGACGCUUCUACGAUUGGACCCCAUUGCUUCUUCAAGUACAAGUGUGAGCAGUUCGAUUCUCGAUUACCGGAUAGAGAACGGUCGUACAUAUCACAAGUACAAAGACGGCAAAUAUGCACUUCCCAAUGAUGACCGGGAGCUCGAUAGACUCGACCUAUCACACAACCUCUUUCUCAUGACGUUCGAUAACAAACUCGGAACAGCUCCACCGAACGCAGCUGACUCUGGCAUCCGCCGCGUUCUUGAUAUCGGCCCAGGCACGGGUAUUUGGGCAAUCGACUUUGGCGAUGAGCUUCCCGAGGCCGAGGUUCUCGGAGUCGAUCUGUCUGCCACAUGGCCAAGCUAUACGCCUCCCAAUGUUCGCUUCGAGAUUGAUGACGUUGAAGACACUUGGACACUCUCUCGGCCAUUCGAAUAUAUCCAUAGUCGGGUCAUGGCCUCGUCGGUCAAGAGCUGGGAAGACUUCAUCCGAAAAUGCUUCGACAACCUUAGCCCGGGGGGAUACCUCGAGCUAAACGAAAUCGAUCCCUGCCCGCUAUCCGAUGACGGGACCCUCAAGGAAACCUCCGCAAUCAUCAAAUCAGUCCGCAUGCUAGAGCAAGCCGCCAACAUUUUCGGUCGGCCUUACCACACCGCUCAAGCACUCCAAGAGACCUUGACCAAAGUCGGCUUCGAGGAUGUGACGGUACAGAGAUUCAAGUGGCCAACGAAUCCCUGGCCCAGAGACGCGCGUCACAAGGAGCUUGGGGUCUGGACCCAUGAGAACCUCGUGGCUGGCUGGGAGGGCUUCUGCAUGGCCCCCUUUACCCGAGCCUUGAACUGGUCUAGGGAGGAGGUCCUGUUCAGCGAUCGAAGCAUACACGCGUACUUCCCAGUGUGA
Molecule: messenger RNA, 885 nt
Organism: Colletotrichum phormii
Lineage: Eukaryota; Fungi; Ascomycota; Sordariomycetes; Glomerellales; Glomerellaceae
Product: S-adenosyl-L-methionine-dependent methyltransferase
Exons: 8
Coding region: 1-885 (294 amino acids)
Source: RefSeq, a predicted model, not a curated record